Messenger RNA from Babjeviella inositovora NRRL Y-12698, 2210 nucleotides. RefSeq names its product sterol acyltransferase (gene ARE2). Bases 196 to 1896 code for a protein of 566 amino acids. Gene Ontology annotation, biological process: ergosterol metabolic process. The transcript has a single exon. The record is from RefSeq and is a predicted model, not a curated record. Gene Ontology annotation, cellular component: endoplasmic reticulum membrane. NCBI's taxonomy places the organism in Eukaryota, Fungi, Ascomycota, Pichiomycetes, Serinales. Gene Ontology annotation, molecular function: ergosterol O-acyltransferase activity.
GAAUUGGGUGAUAUAACUUUAUAUAGCAACACAUAUACCGUCAGAGAAUAAAGAGUUUUCAACCUCAUACAACCUCAGCCUUUUUGCUUAGAACGUGACCUAUAGGACGCCCCUUUCAACAUCCUAGUCGUCAAUACAGAUAGCGUCCAUCUAUCCAACUCCCAAAAGCACAGCUGUAUACACCGCAAAUUAACAAUGAAACACCACCAGAGAACAUCAUCAUCACAGAUGAUCAACAACCUCCGCAUCCGUAAUCAGAACCGCAAACCGUUGUCCGAUGCCGAUCUCUCAGCCUACUCCAGCGAUUCGCUCGAAGAUGAUAAGAAGCUGUUUGAUAUCACAGACUCUUCCGACCCCCAGAAGCUUUCGGGAACCACAAGCUCCUCUGACGAAAAAUCGCCCCUCGGCCCAGCGGAAGAUUCACUACAAAAAAUGUCGCAAAGCGAACAGAAGAUUGUCCUUGACAAAUCGUUCAAGAAGCUUCUCCAGCUCGAACAAUCGCUUCACCUUCGCCGUAACAAGGAGGGGAGCUUCCGCUCACGUUUCCACGAUGGUGCCAUGAUCCCCGAUGAUACCACCAUCUUUGACAAAAGGUCUUUAAAAGAAUCCAACUUCUACGGGUUUUUUGUGGUGUUCUGGCUCGGGGUAGGGCUUGUUAUGUUUGACACGGUGCUUAAGCUCUAUUUUGAGUUUGGCUUCAGCGCACUUUUCGAGGCGGCCGUGUAUUCCACACUUCGCCGCGACGUGUUCAAGGUAGGUCUCACCGAUUUGGUCAUGUACUUGACGAUGUACCUUACGUACGGGGUGCAGAAGCUCGUGCAAUGGGGGUAUUUGGACUGGGGCCGCGCUGGCUGGAUCCUCCAGAAUGUGUUGCAAUUCUCGUUUUUGCUUUUCCACAACGGGGUGGCGAUGUAUCUCGGCUACCCAUGGAUCGCCCGUGAGUUCCUUCUCCUCCACUCGCUCGUUAUGAUCAUGAAGACUCACUCCUAUGCUUUUUACAACGGUUACCUCUGGGGAAUUCAGCAGGAGUUGACCGCCUCGCAACAGGCCUUGGCUAAGGACGCCAUGAAUGAAUCUCUUUCUCUGGAGGAGUGCCGCAAAAGGUACGAGAUUCUCACAUCCAGCGUAGAGUUCUGCGAGUUUGAGCUCCUGGCACAGCUGCCCACCACCAGGUUCCCCCAAAACAUCACUCUCAACAACUUUUUUCACUAUACCAUGUUCCCAACCGUGGUUUACAGCAUCGAGUACCCGCGUACGGAAAAGAUCCGCUGGAAAUACGUUGGAGAAAAGCUUCUAGCAAUCUUUGGUCUCAUCUUCAUGAUGAUCACGCUCGCGGAAAGCUGGAUGUACCCCAUCGUUCUCCGUGCCAUGGCACUCAAAGCAGUUCCGUUUGCCGAAAAGGUCUCGUCCUACCCGAUGCUCCUCCUCGACAUGAUGGCGCCAUUCUUACUUAUGUAUCUUCUUGUGUGGUACCUCAUCUGGGAUGCGAUUCUCAACUGUAUCGCCGAGCUUACCCGUUUCGGGAAUCGCAACUUCUACAAUGCGUGGUGGAACUCCACCGAUUGGAGCGAGUUCGCCCGUGAUUGGAAUGUGCCCGUGCACAAGUUUCUCCUCAGACACGUAUACCACUCAUCCAUCCUGGCACUAAAGUUGAACCGGUUACAGGCAACCAUUGUUACGUUCCUUCUUUCCUCUUUGCUCCAUGAGUCAACCAUGUUUGUGAUUUUCCACAAAUUCAGGGGGUAUUUACUCUUGUUACAGAUGUCCCAGUUGCCGUUGGUAGCGCUCUCGCGAACCCGGUGGUUGCGUGAUCGGAAGGUUUUAGGGAAUGUUGUGUUUUGGAUCGGUAUUGCCACCGGGCCAAGCUUGAUGUGUACCUUGUAUUUAACGUUUUAACCGCUUGCCAGAGUGCGUAGCGCGAGGUUGAGCGAUUCCAUUUUGUUAGAGGUUAAGCGACGCCACUUUAUUUGAAGGUAUUCUUGCGUAUGCUAGAUGUUUUAAUGGUUAGAACUCGUGCUUGUAUAUUGUGCUAGGAUUUUACUUAGAGCCCACUCCUUAGACAUUCAGCUUCACAGUUCUUCAAGUAUACGUUCUGAGAGUUAACUCUCCACUUCUGGUCACCUAAUUAGUCAGCCUAUUGCUAAACCCCAGGUACUUACAGAAAUAUUUCCAUACCUAGUCAUUAUAUACACGCUAUUUAUACACCUCGU